This is a messenger RNA of Zea mays, 2465 nucleotides long. RefSeq names its product calcium-dependent protein kinase 2. NCBI's taxonomy places the organism in Eukaryota, Viridiplantae, Streptophyta, Magnoliopsida, Poales, Poaceae. The record is from RefSeq and is a predicted model, not a curated record. The transcript has 7 exons. Gene Ontology annotation, molecular function: calcium ion binding; protein kinase activity; ATP binding. The coding region runs from base 213 to 1775 and encodes 520 amino acids. Gene Ontology annotation, biological process: protein phosphorylation.
AACCCGAACGGGAAGAUGGAGGAGGCGGGCGGUUUCCUUCCCGCCAUUUCCUCCCCACCCACCCUUCCCCUCGGUCAUGGCCACCACCCAAGCACCCGCGCUAUAGAAUUCUCAGGUCGCUUCCUUCGUCUCGUCCUACGGCUCCACAUCCCCCAUCGCCCUCAUCCUCUCCGGGGGGACGGACGCCGCUGCCCCUCCGCCGCCCCGUCGCCAUGGGCAACUGCUGCCCGGGCUCCGGGGAUGCGGAGCCCGCCCCGGCUGCCUCCGCCGACCCUUCCUCCCGCCUCCACUCCGGCGGCACGUCCCUCAAGGCCGGCGCCUCGGUCAGCUCGGCCCCCACGCCCACCAAGCCGCCCGCGCCCAUCGGCCCGGUCCUGGGACGGCCCAUGGAGGACGUGCGCAGCAUCUACACCGUGGGCAAGGAGCUCGGACGUGGCCAGUUCGGCGUCACCAGCCUGUGCACGCACAAGGCCACCGGGGAGCGCUUCGCGUGCAAGACCAUCGCCAAGCGGAAGCUGUCCACCAAGGAAGACGUAGAGGACGUGCGGCGCGAGGUGCAGAUCAUGUACCACCUGGCCGGGCAGCCCAACAUCGUGGAGCUCAAGGGCGCCUACGAGGACAAGCAGUCGGUGCACCUCGUCAUGGAGCUCUGCGCCGGCGGGGAGCUCUUCGACCGCAUCAUCGCCAAGGGCAAGUACACGGAGCGCGCCGCCGCGUCCCUGCUCCGCACCAUCGUGGAGAUCGUGCACACCUGCCACUCCAUGGGCGUCAUCCACCGCGACCUCAAGCCCGAGAACUUCCUCCUCCUCAGCAAGGACGAUAACGCGCCGCUCAAGGCCACCGACUUCGGCCUGUCCGUCUUCUUCAAGCAGGGGGAGGUGUUCAAGGACAUCGUCGGCAGCGCCUACUACAUCGCUCCGGAGGUGCUGAAGAGGAACUACGGCCCCGAGGCGGACAUCUGGAGCAUCGGCGUCAUCGUCUACAUCCUCCUCUGCGGAGUUCCGCCCUUCUGGGCCGAAUCCGAGCACGGCAUCUUCAACUCCAUCCUCAGGGGACAGGUGGACUUCACAAGCGACCCGUGGCCGCGCAUUUCUCCGAGCGCGAAGGACCUCGUCAGGAAGAUGCUCACCUCUGACCCCAAGAAGAGGAUCUCUGCCUACGACGUCCUCAACCAUCCUUGGAUCAAGGAAGAUGGCGAAGCGCCUGACACGCCACUGGACAACGCUGUCAUGAACAGGCUGAAGCAGUUCAAGGCGAUGAACCAGUUCAAGAAAGCCGCGCUGAGGGUCAUCGCCGGGUGCCUGUCGGAGGAGGAGAUCAGGGGUCUGAAGGAGAUGUUCAAGAGCAUGGACGCCGACAACAGCGGCACCAUCACCGUGGACGAGCUGCGGCGAGGGCUGGCCAAGCAGGGCACCAAGCUCAGCGAGGCGGAAGUGGAGCAGCUGAUGGCGGCCGCGGACGCGGACGGGAACGGCACGAUCGACUACGAGGAGUUCAUCACCGCGACGAUGCACAUGAACAGGAUGGACAGGGAGGAGCACCUGUACACCGCGUUCCAGUACUUCGACAAGGACGGCAGCGGGUGCAUUUCCAAGGAGGAGCUGGAGCAGGCGCUCAAGGAGAAGGGGCUCCUGGACGGCAGGGACAUCAAGGACAUCAUCUCGGAGGUGGACGCCGACAACGACGGGAGGAUCGACUACAGCGAGUUCGUGGCGAUGAUGAGGAAAGGGACGGCCGAGCAGAACCCCAAGAAGCGGCGCGACGUCGUGUUGUAGCCUGUACGUAGGAACAGAGCAGUGAGAGAGCUAGCUGCUGACCGACCCAUGAGCAUGAGUGGCCAAACAGGCGGUGGUUCGUGUAUAUAUCUAAUGGUAAUGGAUCGGCGUCGAGCGGCUGAUGCCAUUGCCACGGCCGAGAGAGCAAGGCACUGGCAGCCAGACCCCAAGCAUGCACGGUGAGCUGGGUGGAGCCUGGACUGGAGGAGCCAGGGACCCUUUGACAAUGUAAAGUAAACUAUGGGAUGAUGAAAGGAUGCACGCGCUCGCACCGUACGUUAUUGACAACGACCUCUCGACGUGCAAUGGCCAUGGACUGUGUAUAUACAUGCAUACCUUCAGAUGUGUAACUUGAGGGAAUAGCAGAAAUCUAGAUCUAAUAUGUGUUCAGUAAAGGGGCACGUUUGAUACACACAGAGAGAAGUAACUCACUAGACAUCUGCACAUUAGCACAUAUAUAUACAUGGAAAAGGAUUAGAUUCAGCCAACACAAUCAAGCUGUUCUCUACAAACAUGUAGCUUCUCUAGCUAUGCAAGCCGAGAGAGAGAGAGAAAUCGUGUCAAAGUGACAAGGUGAAAGAACAUCUCUGUCAAGGUGUUGUUUUAGCAUAAAAACUAGUAAGUUGGUCGGUGUAAAUAAUACGAAUGUCUAGUUUCUUUAUUCUCUCAAAGGUACUUUUUUCCAAUACA